Helianthus annuus (common sunflower) is the source of this 537-nucleotide messenger RNA. Its product is annotated as polyadenylate-binding protein 4-like. NCBI's taxonomy places the organism in Eukaryota, Viridiplantae, Streptophyta, Magnoliopsida, Asterales, Asteraceae. Bases 1 to 537 code for a protein of 178 amino acids. The transcript has a single exon. The record is from RefSeq and is a predicted model, not a curated record. Gene Ontology annotation, molecular function: RNA binding.
AUGUAUAACGGUGGGGGUGUAGGUGAUACUGGUGGGGAUGAGCCCUGGUCUGGGGUACGAUAUCGGAAGAAUCACAAGAGCAGGGGGGAUGGCAUUGAAUGGACGUUUUUGGUGCAGAACCUUCCUGAUCGGGUAACAAGGAAUAUUUUGUUGCAGGCUUUUCAACGACAUGGGUAUGUGUCAGACGCUUAUGUGGCUCGAAAAAGGGAUACUAAAGGUAAGUGCUUCGGAUUCGUUCGCUUCAUGGGGGUGGAAAGUAUGAAAGAAACACUAGCUGCUAUGAACAAAGUCAGGAUUCAUGAAGUUAAGCUAGUGGUGUCGUUGGCAAACUACGAUAAAAAUCACAAAAAAUUCAACUAUUCGAUGAGAGGUGGGGGCCAGAAUGAAUGGAGACCAAAGGAAGCAAAUGCAAAUGACCGAAACGUCUCAAUGAAUAUCGGGAAUCAUGGCAUGUCCUCGGGGACCUCUAAGCAGUCGGAAUCUGGAAUGGGGGGUCUUCGUUUGUCCGGCAAGGAGAGAGUUAUGCAGAUACGCUAA